Molecule: messenger RNA, 5641 nt
Organism: Chrysochloris asiatica (Cape golden mole)
Lineage: Eukaryota; Metazoa; Chordata; Mammalia; Afrosoricida; Chrysochloridae
Gene: ZC3H12C
Product: zinc finger CCCH-type containing 12C
Exons: 6
Coding region: 79-2739 (886 amino acids)
Cellular component (GO): cytoplasmic ribonucleoprotein granule; nucleus
Molecular function (GO): mRNA binding; metal ion binding; RNA endonuclease activity
Source: RefSeq, a predicted model, not a curated record
AUUGUUCUUCUUGCCUGCCUGGAAGUCUGCAGCUAAAAUUGUGUUAAGGAGUUACUUGCUGAAGCUGCUACAGAAACCAUGUCUAUGUAUUUUCCUACUGACGAAUACGGAGCUCUUUGCAUUCAGGAAUACAGAAAAAACAGCAAAGUGGAGUCAAGUACACGUAACAGCUUCAUGGGCUUGAAGGAUCAUCUGGGGCAUGACCUAGCCCAUCUUUAUGUGGAGACCACUGGCCCACAUUUAAGUGCAGCUGUACCUUGGCCAAUGGUUGAAAAACCAACAAUGGAUAAAGUGAACUCCAGGAAAGAAGAUACAGAAAAAGAGGUGUCUGAAGAAAACGCAAGCUCUGGUGACUCCGAAGAAAGCACAAAUUCUGAUAAUGAGUCCGAACAAUUGAGUUGCAUAUCCAUAGAGCCAUGCUUAUUAACUAAGGCUCACAGACAACUCUGUAGGUCUCCCUGUUUAGAACCCCACAUACUCAAACGCAAUGAGAUUUUGCAAGACUUUAAAACCGAAGAAUCCCAGGCUACCCCCAAGGAAGUGAAGAAACCCCCUGAUGUGGUAAGAGAAUACCAAACAAAACUGGAGUUUGCACUUAAGUUAGGUUAUUCUGAAGAACAGGUUCAGCUUGUGCUAAACAAACUUGGUACUGAUGCUUUAAUCAAUGAUAUACUAGGAGAACUUGUCAAGCUUGGAAAUAAAAGUGAGACUGAUCAAACAGUUAGUGCGAUUAACAGUGUACUGCGGGAAACAUCUUCCCUGGAAUCUCAAAGGUCUGAAUCUCCAAUGCAAGAAAUUGUUACAGAUGAUGGUGAAAAUCUGAGACCAGUAGUUAUUGAUGGCAGCAAUGUAGCAAUGAGCCAUGGAAACAAAGAAGUAUUUUCCUGCCGUGGGAUAAAAUUGGCAGUAGAUUGGUUUUUGGAAAGAGGCCACAAAGACGUUACAGUUUUUGUUCCUGCUUGGAGAAAAGAGCAGUCCCGACCUGACGCUCUCAUUACAGACCAAGAAAUUUUACGUAAACUCGAGAAGGAGAAAAUCCUGGUGUUCACACCAUCGCGGCGCGUGCAGGGGAGACGCGUGGUGUGUUAUGACGACAGGUUCAUCGUGAAGCUGGCUUUUGAGUCCGAUGGUAUAAUCGUGUCCAAUGACAACUACAGGGAUCUGGCUAAUGAAAAACCAGAAUGGAAGAAGUUCAUAGAUGAGCGGCUAUUAAUGUAUUCAUUUGUCAAUGACAAGUUCAUGCCCCCUGAUGAUCCUCUUGGCAGACACGGCCCAAGCCUGGAUAAUUUUCUGAGGAAGAAACCAAUUGUUCCUGAACACAAAAAGCAGCCUUGUCCCUAUGGGAAGAAGUGUACCUACGGGCACAAGUGCAAAUAUCACCAUCCCGAGAGGGGCAGUCAGCCUCAGCGGUCAGUGGCUGAUGAACUCCGUGCCAUGUCUAGGAACACAGCAGCCAAAACUGCUAAUGAAGGUGGACUGGUGAAGAGCAACAGUGUUCCCUGUAGCACUAAGACCGACAGCACUUCUGAGGUCAAACGAGGUGCUCCAAAGAGGCAAUCGGAUCCAAGCAUAAGGACUCAAGUCUACCAAGACCUAGAAGAAAAGCUUCCCACCAAAAACAAAUUGGAAACCAGGUCUGUACCUUCCCUAGUUAGUAUACCGGCUACUUCUACUGCAAAACCCCAAAGCACUACAUCUCUAAGCAAUGGCCUUCCAUCUGGAGUUCACUUCCCACCUCAGGAUCAAAGACCACAGGGACAAUAUCCUUCAAUGAUAAUGGCAACCAAAAAUCAUGGAACGCCAAUGCCUUAUGAACAGUACCCAAAAUGUGACUCACCUGUAGACAUUGGGUAUUAUUCCAUGUUGAAUGCAUAUUCCAACCUGAAUAUCUCAGGCACCCGAAGUCCUGAAAGGCGCUUCUCCUUGGACACGGAUUCUAGGAUAAGUUCUGUAGCUUCUGACUGCAGCAGCGAAGGGAGCGUGAGCUGUGGGAGUAGCGACUCCUAUGUGGGCUACAACGAGCGCUCCUACAUCAGUUCUCCCGACCCGCAGCUAGACGAGAACUGGAAGUGUCAACACAUGCACCCUCACAGCCGCCUGAAUUCCCAGCCCCUCCUGCAGAAUUUCCACGACCCCUUAACCAGAGUGCAAAGUUACAGUCAUGAAGAACCAAAGUACCAUCACAAGCCUCCUCUCCCACACUUGGCUGUGCAUCUGCAGCAUCCAGCGGUGGGUGCACGCUCCAGUUGUCCUGGUGAUUACCCCUCUCCUCCAAGUUCAGCACACUCUAAGGCACCACAUCUGGGCAGGUCCUUAGUGGCCACAAGAAUAGACAGCGUGUCGGACUCUCGACUCUAUGACAGUUCACCUUCCAGACAGAGAAAGCCUUAUUCCCGCCAGGAAGGGCUAGGAAGUUGGGAUAGGCAGAGUUAUGGGAUUGACAUAUACGGCUAUCGGCAGACUUACUCCUUGCCUGAUAACUCCACACAGCCAUGCUAUGAUCAGUUCACCUUCCAGAGCCUACCUGAGCAGCCAGAACCAACUUGGCGAAUACCGUAUUGCGGAAUGCCACAAGACCCCCCAAGGUACCAAGACAACCGGGAAAAAAUUUUUAUCAACUUGUGCAACAUCUUCCCACCUGACCUUGUGAGAAUUGUCAUGAAAAGAAAUCCUCACAUGACAGAUGCCCAGCAGCUUGCCGCAGCCAUUUUAGUGGAGAAAUCCCAGCUGGGUUAUUGAAAAGAUGACGCAUCUUUGUGGUGUUUAGUAGUUUUUUUGUUCAGCUCAAAUGCUGAGGGAGGUUUGCUACAAUAGCACACGUGAUCUCCUUCUCAGCAAGGAGGUUCUAUAGUAUCCAUUUAUGUGAAACACUGUAUCAUGGAAUCUGUAUGUAUAGCCCCACAUGGUGGAAGUAUCACGGGAUUGCUUUACAUUCAAACUUUUUUUUAACAUUUCCUUUUUAAAGCUAUAUCCUUGGCUGGAAAUUUUUCCAGUUUGAUUUACUAGAUGUAUCUGUGAUCUUUGAUAUUAAUCUUUGGUGCAUCAGGGGUUUAUAUGCAGCACUUUUUAUCUUUGUUUCCUGUUUUCUUACCUUGAUGUUUGUCUAUCAAUUGCAAUCAAUUACAAUACCUACAGAAUGUUGAACAUUUGACUAGACCUAGCAAACUGUUUUUUCAAGCCAAGCUUAAUUAGAAUCUUUUACAGCUUUUUAAGUUAUUUUUAUUUGGGGAAAGUGGGUUUCUCUGUGCUAGAAUCAUUAUUUAUAGAAACAACUGAUAUAAUACAGCACUGACUUUAUAUUUUAAACAAAACGUAAGUUACCAGUCUAUAUUGAAAUAUGGGUAACAGUGUAUGUUAGAAUGAUUUGCAAGAUGGCACUUUUUAUUGUUUUAUUUUUAUUUGGAUUUUUUUUUCCUGUUUAGUAGUUAGCUAAUUUAAUAUGGUUAAUUUAAAGGAAAGCAGAUGCAAUCAGUGGAAAAAAUAUUUCCAUUUUUGUAUGAAUAAGGCAAAAGCCGUAACUGUUACAGUUUAGAGCUUUGUUAUCCAGCUGGUUUGUGCUUCUAGAUGGUAGAAAUGGAAUUGAAUUCCUAGAUUUUCAUUAAUUUGUCUUUUUAAUGUGUCAGUCGCUUUGUUUGGGGCACAACAAUACUGGAUAAAAUAACCCUUUCACAAUACUUGCCUGUUUUUAAUGAAUCUAAUUAUUCUCAAUGCAACUUUUCUAUUUGAUAUACUCUUCAGCUUUCCUGUUGUUUAGCAAGGCUGGCCUGAGGUGGUUUUAUGUGUUGAGGAUAUGCAACAUUUAUUGAUACUGCACUAUAGAAAUGGGGAUGGAGGAGUUGUAAAUGGUAACUUAAAUUUUUUGUAAGAUACUGUAUAUUUUCCAUUUUCCUGAGAGUAGAUUUUUUGGGGUUUUUUGUUGUUUUGGGGCCUGUUAUAUUAUUAAGGCCAGUUUCUUGCCACAAAUAGUAUAGUUUUAGAUACAGACUAAAGUCUGUUCUAGUAUUAGUAAGGGAUAUUUCUGGUUCCAAGUCAUGGGUUUUGCUAGAUGCGAAUACAUUUCUGUGGGUUAGAAGAUAGGUUUUUGCAAUCAGUGGCGGAUAGUGGUGUGAUUGACUGAACUUGGACUGUUGCCUCCAGUUUUUGAAUUUUAGAGUAACAGCCUCUUGCAGAUGGGUUUGUGUAGUCUGCCUAGAUGCCCUGGUUAUUCUGAUUUUUUCUACUUGCUCUAUGGUUUGAAGCCCUGAAAAGCCAGAAAGUACCUUUUACUGUUGAUACAAAUUGUAUCUUUUUAACUAUAAGAACUAUUUUGAUUUGUAGAUCUAGUAAAAACACAAAUGUGUAACUAUGAUUAGACUUUUUGGGCAACAUUUUAUCCCUUAUUUAAAUAAAAAUUUUUCAAGUAAAAUUGAAGUCUAGACUAGGGUAGAAAACAAAAGUAACAAUUUAGAUAAAUAAAAAUGUCUGUCUGAGUUUUAUAUACUGUACUAAAAGCAUAUGGAAUCAAUUUAUUGGCAUUUUAUUUCUCCUAAAACUUACCUAGUAUGAACUUAAAAUAAAGGUAAAAUGCUGCCUGAAAAUAAUGUCCAAGCACCUUUGACUAGGAUAACAUUUUCACUACUUGUGUGACACUGUGUGUUGCAUGAAGUAGGAUUUGGGUAUACAGUAAAUGCUUCUAAAAGGCAUUGUGCAUAUUGACAUAUCCAAUAAUCUGAACCGUGUUCAGCAAACUUAAUUCAGGAAAGUGGUGUUCUACACAAUUAUUGCUGUUGUUUUUUUGCAGUGAGUACAACACUCCUCUGUACCCCUAAGCAGUAUAGGUGAUGCCCCACAAACUAUUCUGAGUGGCGUCUCUCUGAGAGCAGUCCUACUCACUCGUGAAAAUUGUUCUCUUUGAUUUUGUUGGUCACUACCUACCUGUAGAACAAGUUUAAACGUAGAGGCUAAACCAGUGCCAAAAAUAGGGUUACAAAUGUGUAGUAACUUUUAUUUUAGUCAUAUUCUAAGAAUUUUUUUUGUAUGAAUUCACACUUUUAAAUUGUACAUGAAAGGUUUUGCUUCCAAUUUCUUCACGUUCGCAUUUUAAUUAUUUGAAGAGAGUCUGCCAAAUUCGACUGAAGUCUUUGUGUGAAGGAAGUCCUAGAUGAAUGUAUACCCCACUUUGGCUUUGGUCUUUUCGGUGUUUUGAGGUGAUUGACUAGUAUGUUGGUUGUUUCAUUGAUGUCUACACGGUGGAGAAAUUGUGUUGUCUGCCACCACCUGUACUGUAUAGCUCUGAAUUACACAUAAGGAAUUCCUUCAGUAAUAAUUCUGAGUUAAGAACUAGCAGUUUUCAUAUGCCAAGAGGACAAUUUGUCCCUUUAUUUUGAAGCACCAACAUUGCUUUCAAAGCUUAAGGAUGAGGUAUUGGCAGAUUUUAGGCAUAGCAAAUUCUCAAUUAUCCAAAGCAUUCAUUAAAAAGAGUCCAUCAUUAAAUUAAAACCACAGCUGAUCCCAAACCUUCAUUUUAGCUAAAACUUUUUCCCUAAUCAAAUUUAUUUUUUAACCAGACUUGCUAAUAAGUAACCAGAGAGAGGUUUAUUAGCAAAUAGUGAAAUCGCCAGCAGUGAUCAGCUGAUAAAAGAUAAAGGACUCAGAUUGCAGU